Molecule: messenger RNA, 907 nt
Organism: Capsicum annuum
Lineage: Eukaryota; Viridiplantae; Streptophyta; Magnoliopsida; Solanales; Solanaceae
Product: protein SRG1-like
Exons: 3
Source: RefSeq, a predicted model, not a curated record
UCUAAAAGGAUCAUAUACAUACUUUUGAUAUCUAAUAGUGCAACCAAUAAUCAACAGACUUACUAGUCUCUAAUUCUAUACAUAUUUUAGCUAUCUAAAAGUUCUCUUGAUGAAGACGAAGGUGGAAAGAAAGUCAUCUAUGGAAGAAGCGAAGUUGAGAAAGCUAGGACGUGGUCCUUCGAAAGCUCCUAACGUUCAAGAACUGGCAAAACAACAACUAGCAACCAUUCCGCCGCAGUAUAUUCAAGAUAAUCUAGAAAAGACAUCAUAUUAUAAUUCUUCCAUGUUAUUGCCUCAGAUUCCAGUGAUUGACAUGGAACAACUGUUGCAUGGUCAUGAUCAUGAUUCAGAGCUUGACAGACUUCAUUUUGCUUGCAAAGAAUGGGGAUUUUUCCAGGUAGUGAAUCGUGGGGUGAGUAUAUCGUUGAUGGAGAAAGUGAAGUCAGAAAUUCAAGCAUUUUUCGAUCUACCAUUGGAAGAGAAGAAGAAGUUUGAGCAACAAGAAGGGAGUAUUGAAGGAUUUGGUCACGACUUUGUUUUUUCUGAAGAGCAAAAGUUAGACUGGAUUGACUUGUUUUACAUGGACACCUUGGAAGCACACAGCCAAGAAUUCAAGAACCUAGCAAUAAGCAUCCUGAAUCAAAUGGCAAAGGCUUUAAAGAUGGAUGAAAAGGAAAUGAGAGAUCUAUACACUGAUGGUAUGCAAUUACUGAGGAUGAAUUAUUAUCCUCCUUGCCCUGAGCCAGACAGGACAUAUGGCUUAAACCCUCAUUCUAAUACUGAUGCACUCACCAUCCUUAUGCAUUUGAAUGAAACUGAAGGUCUCCAAGUCCGAAAAGAUAAUACUUGGGUGCCCGUAAAGUCCCUCCCAAAUGCUUUGAUUGUCAAUAUUGGCGAUAUGAUGGAG